This is a messenger RNA of Penicillium soppii, 747 nucleotides long. RefSeq names its product YEATS domain-containing protein YAF9 (gene yaf9). The transcript has 3 exons. The record is from RefSeq and is a predicted model, not a curated record. NCBI's taxonomy places the organism in Eukaryota, Fungi, Ascomycota, Eurotiomycetes, Eurotiales, Aspergillaceae. Gene Ontology annotation, biological process: regulation of DNA-templated transcription. Bases 1 to 747 code for a protein of 248 amino acids.
AUGCCAUCUGCAACAGGAAAUAAACGUGUCAGGGGCGUCUCCGUCUUCCGACCAUUCAUAUUUGGGAGUGUCGCACACCCAUUCGACCCCGAACAAAAACCCGAAGACUGCCCACCCGACCACACCCACAGAUGGCAGAUCUUUGUCCGCGGAAUCAACGGCGAAGACAUCUCCUACUGGCUCAAGAAAGUGCAAUUCAAGCUCCACGAGACAUAUGCGCAGAACGUGCGCACAAUCGAGCAGCCACCCUUCGAAGUUUCCGAAACAGGCUGGGGUGAAUUCGAGAUCCAAAUCAAGCUUUACUUUGUCCCAGAAUCGAACGAGAAGCCCCAGACCCUAUGGCACAGUCUGAAGCUUCACCCGUACGGGCCGGACGCGGAGGGAAUGAAAGAGCGUCGGGAAACAGUAAUCAGCCAAAACUACGAAGAGAUAAUUUUCAACGAGCCCGUCGAGCCCUUCUACGAAAUCCUGACUGGUGGUUCGCCAGGUGCACCGGCUGGCAAGAGCAAAGGGAAAAAUACUAGGCAGCCAGCUCAGAGCAGGACAGCCAAUAUUCCAAGUGGGGAUUCUCCUGGUAAUCCGUACAGUCGGGUUACGGAGAACAAGGAGCUUGAUCGGCUGGCUGAGGCCACGCAGACGGUUGAGCAAAUGAUCAGGGAAGAGAAGGAGCGCUUGAUUGAAAAGGAAAAGCUAUUGGCUGAGCUUAGGGAGAGCGAGGGUGUUCCUGCCAACACGAAAAAGCGGUGA